AUGCGAGUUUUAGAGUUAUACUCGGGAAUCGGCGGAAUGCACUUGGCCUUGUCAGCCUCUAGCUUGGAGUUUGAGGUAGUAAAGGCUCUCGACAUAAACGACACCGCAAAUAAUGUAUAUAACUCGGCCCAUCCCGGCAAGCUGGCUUACAACCGUACACUGGAGAGCCUCUCCGAAUCUGAAUGUCUAGGGCUCAAGGCAGACUUAUGGACAAUGAGCCCUCCAUGCCAGCCUUUCACUCGGAUGGGCAAACGAAAACUAGGCGAAGACAGUCGUAGUCAUUCUUUCCAUCGGGUCAUAACCCUUAUCCAGACUGUCCGCCCAGCUGCUAUAUUUUUGGAAAAUGUUAAAGGUUUCGAACUGUCAGAUGCAUGGAAAGAACUUAUUGAGGCGCUGUUUCACGCUGGAUACGAAAUUCGGCAAUUCCUGCUUACACCCCUCCAAUUCGGUAUACCUAACUGCCGAUUACGCUUCUAUCUUGUCGCCAAAUUACGUGGUUCCGCAGACAACUCAGUUCCCUUCUGUGCGUCCCUACCAGUCCUCGAUAAGGUCACUUCGGUGUCCGAUGCGCUGCAAUUAUGUGAAAGGGCCAUCAUACGAGUACCGCCUCCUGAUGCGCCUUCGCUUCCUAAUUGCAGUUGUGCUGUCUGCGCGGGAAAGCUAAAGCACAUAUCCGCACCACCAUCUGAGCACUUUGAUGAGUACCUUGAGUUUUGUCGUCCUCUUUCAGACUUCCUACUUCCCGAUGACGACCUGCCGGAGAGUCUCUUUCUUAGAGGAGAAAAGGCGAUGAAAUUCUAUCGUGCGCUGGAUAUAGUUACCCCCGAAAGCCACAAGAGUGCCUGUUUUACAAAGGGCUACUCCCAGCGUUUCGAAGGCACUGGCUCCUUCCUCCUUCUUUCCGACGAAAAUUCGACGGCUGCAGCAUCAGGGGACACCAACAGUAAUGCAGCUAGUAUUCUAAAACUCCGCUAUUUCCAUUCCCAAGAAGUCGCCAAUCUUAUGUGCUUCCCUCCAUCGUUUAAAUUUCCUCCGGAAGUAACUGAAAAACAACGACUACGUCUCCUGGGAAACAGUAUCAACGUAUUGGUGGUGGCCCACGUUAUGUACUGGGCAUUUGCGCCUAUAACCCCACAAUAA
Molecule: messenger RNA, 1140 nt
Organism: Dibothriocephalus latus
Lineage: Eukaryota; Metazoa; Platyhelminthes; Cestoda; Diphyllobothriidea; Diphyllobothriidae
Source: the annotation of a GenBank genome assembly